This is a messenger RNA of Myripristis murdjan (pinecone soldierfish), 4285 nucleotides long. It is a transcript of the gene arhgap17b, whose product is annotated as Rho GTPase activating protein 17b. Gene Ontology annotation, cellular component: intracellular anatomical structure; cytoplasm; cytosol. Gene Ontology annotation, molecular function: protein binding; GTPase activator activity. Lineage: Eukaryota; Metazoa; Chordata; Actinopteri; Holocentriformes; Holocentridae. Bases 336 to 2780 code for a protein of 814 amino acids. The transcript has 20 exons. The record is from RefSeq and is a predicted model, not a curated record. Gene Ontology annotation, biological process: positive regulation of GTPase activity; regulation of Rac protein signal transduction; signal transduction.
CACUUCCUUCUUCUACACUCCCCGCUGGCUGCGCUCAAACCGCUUCUUACAGGACAUCUGGAGGGUGGAAAUGGGGAGCCAGAGGCAGAAAAACAGUGGUUUCGACUGAAUCGUCAGUGGUUUUUCAGCGUUUCCGAACGCUGGGUAAUGUCACUGGGUUAAAUUAGGGAAACCAGAUUAAGUAGCAGUGCGAAAAAGUCGUCGGAGCGCAGCCCGUUUCUGUACAAUGGCUGCGACGUAAGCGCAACUUGUGGAGCCACGGUGGACGAACGACAGCGCUCGGAGGGUCUACUAACUUUUAGCGACUUGCUGGAGACACCGAGGAGGCCAAGAAAAUGAAGAAACAAUUCAAUCGCAUGAGGCAACUGGCCAACCAAACUGUGGGAAGGGCCGAGAAGACUGAGGUGCUGAGCGAUGACCUCCUCCAGAUCGAGAGGCGGAUGGAGUUGGUACGUUCGGUGUCGCACAACGCGCACAAGCGGCUGGUGUCCUACCUGCAGGGUCAGCUGGGUACAGACACAGAGAAGAGACAUAAAAAGCUGCCCCUGACAGCGCUGUCCCAGGCCAUGCAGGAUGGAGGCAGUCAGCUGGGAGAUGAAAGUCUUAUCGGCAAGAUGAUGGAUGUGUGUGGGGAGACAGAAAACAGGCUGGCCUCUGAACUGAUGCAGCAUGAGGUUCAGAUUGAGAGAGACAUAAUUGAACCCCUCAACCAGUUAGCCGAGGUGGAUAUUCCGAAUAUAUUAAAACAGAGGAAGCAACUGGCCAAACUGGUUCUGGACUAUGACUCAGCCAAGGCCAGGUGGUACCAGGCGACCAAGUCCAAUAACCAGGCUAUGGCAGCUAAGGUGGAUUGUCUCAAGGACGAGAUGGAUGAAGCUCUCAAUAAAGUAGAAAUAUGCAAGGACCAGCUCUCUGCAGACAUGUACAACUUUGCUUCCAAAGAGGGGGACUAUGCACGCUACUAUGUCAUGUUGUUGGAGGCCCAGGCAGACUACCACAGGAGGUCUCUGGCAGCUCUAGAGGCAGCUAUACCCACCAUUCAGGCACAGCAAGACUCAUGGAUGGAAAAGCCGGCGUUUGGGACAGCCCUGGAGGAGCACCUGAAGAGGAGUAACCGUGAGAUCGCCCUGCCUAUAGAGGCCUGUGUCAUGAUGCUGCUGGAGACUGGCAUGAAGGAGGAGGGUCUCUUCAGAAUAGCUGCCGGCGCAUCAAAACUGAAAAAGCUGAAGGCAGCGUUGGACUGUUCCACCUCACAGCUAGAGGAGUUUUACUCUGAUCCCCACGCCGUAGCCGGAGCCCUGAAGUCCUACCUCAGGGAACUUCCUGAACCCCUCAUGACUUUUGGCCUUUAUGACGAGUGGAUACAAGCCUCCAAUGUCACUGAUAGUGACAAGAGACUUCAAGCCUUGUGGGUGACAUGUGACAGUUUGCCAAAGACUCACAAAGCCAACUUCAGGUACCUGGUGAAGUUCCUGGCUAAGCUGGCUCAGGACAGUGAGGUUAAUAAGAUGACUCCCAGUAACAUCGCCAUAGUGCUGGGGCCCAACCUUCUCUGGGCCAAGACUGAGGGGACGCUGGCAGAGAUGGCAGCAGCUACGUCAGUCCAUGUGGUUGCCAUCAUAGAGCCUAUUAUUCAGCAUGCUGAUUGGUUCUUCCCUGAAGAGUUGGACUUCAACGUGUCAGGCAUGUUCGCCAUGCCCACCCACCCAGCCACCCCGGACCCUGAACCCAACCUAGAGAGGAGACGCCCUGGCAGCCUGGUGGGGCAGGAGGGGGAUAGUCACAGCCCCCGUAAAGACAGCACUGUUAACAAACAGCCGGAGCCCGCCCCGCGUAGAACCUCUGUAAAUAGAAAGCAGCCGCAGCUAACCUCACCCACCUUCCAACCCCCACUGCCCCCUCUGGAAGCCUGGGGUCCCGCCCAGCCUGAGCCGCAGCCCCAGGCUCUGUCCCCGGCUCUGUCCCCGGCUACAGAGGCUGAGCAGCCCAGCCUAAGCAGUGCUGGUAGUAGUGGUGGUGGUGGUCUAGGUGGUGGGGUCCAGGUAGCCACAGUGCAGCCUCAGGUUGUAACCCAGCUCAGCACUGAGGAGAGCAGCCCGGCCCGUGAGCUCACCUCCACCCCCCCUCCCCAGAGGAAUGGUUCAGUCCAUCUUGCAGUAGGAACCCCCCACUCUCAGGGCGGGUCCAGAGGGCCCAGUCCACACAUGCUGCGCAGAGGCACCAAGAAACAAGCCCCAGCCCCACCUAAACAAGCCAGCCCGUACGCAUCCCAGCCCAGCAACCAGACACCUGGUUCCCCUCACCACCCACCCAUAACCCCUCGACGGCAUCCUGGUAAAGAGAGCCCCAUUCAUGCCCCCAGUCAUCCGCCCCCUCAACCUCCUCAAGCCCACCAGGCCCAGGGAGAGUCAGAGGCCUCUCCCCCCAGCACUCCCACCCCGCCUGACACUCCUCCUCACGAUGGACCACACUCCAACCCUCUCUCUUCCUACCACUCUGGAUCUCUCCCUCGCCCAUCUAGGCCAGCUCCCAGGCCGCGACCCAGACCCAGCAUGCCACCGCCCCCACAGCCAAUGACAAAUGAUAAUGGUAAUGACAUCUGCAACUCCGCCUCCAAGAUCAUAACAGAUGGAAGCGUGAUCAUUAAGGGGAUUGGACGAGCCCUCGUCCCUGAAAUUGUCUUGGACCAACAAGGGGAGAGCUCUGCUGGUCAUGAGCCCGCCCCUGCUCCGGCCCCGCCCACAGACCCUGGCAUCCAGUCAGAGAGCACCGUUCUGUGAGGAAGGAGGGAUCACUGUAGCUGCCGUCAAAAACUGCUCUCCUUCACUCUGUUGGUCCAUGCAACAGAUUUUAUCGUUCAGACUCAAAGAUCAAGCAUGAAGCUCAAACACCAGCCCUUCACGCUCCAUCUGCUUUGGGUGCCAGCGCUGUUUGGAAAUCUCCCCGUCUUCUCCUCAGUAAUGCUGGGAAUCAACCCUGGACCCUCAUCAGACAGUGGUGGUAUUAAACCACAGAAACCCAGUGCCGCCAUUACAUUCCAUAUUAGACUCAUCAUCUAACCGCCUUUGCUCAAUAUGCUGUAUAUCCUCGCUGGACAUGUUGAGUUUGGACUGCAGAGCCUUGGUAGACACUCGGCCUAAUAGGACUGAACCAUUUAACAUGAACAAUAUAGCCACUAAACUCGAGUGCUGGUGAAGCUCUCAAGGGGCAAGCUGCCUCCUGCAUCAGCACAACAGAUGUAACGUUAUGAAUGUCUGUCAAAACAGAAAUCUGGAUACUGCAGAUUUCACUGUGAAUCUAGUCUAUACAAAUCUUGGCGCCAUGUAGACCUGAUAACUAGUAUUUUUGUAUUCAGCACACUUGUGUGGAGGUAUUAAGGUGUCAGCCUGCCUUUUAAUAGAAAUAGUAGAUGUAUUUAUCUUGAGGCAGAAUGAGAGGCAUUUUACAUUUGAAACAGCUUGAUAGUUUCAUAUGGUUUAAUGUAAUGAUCAGCUUAAAAGGGCUUUUGUGUAAUUGCCAUAGCUUUAUGACCAUACUGUGCUUACCAAUUAUGAUCAAAGGACCAAAGAAAUAACUAGCAUUGGCCAAAGAAGAGAUUUUUUUUUUUUUUUUUUUGUAAAGCAGUUCAGUUUGAGAUUUAUACGAUGGCUGCUAGUGACCACAUGAUUUGACAAAAGUGCAAUAUAGUAAAAAUCCAUCUUAUGAUGUUCCCUCUCCACAGCAUAUACCCAGUUGUAUUUGUUGUUAUUUCUGACAGUUUCCCCCUUAUUUCACUGUAUAUGAAGUAAUCUGUCAGCACGGGUUUAUUUUCCAUCUGCAAUUUAUUCAGUUCCCAGUGACCUGAUUUGCCAAGCUGAAAGUAGCAGUGAUGCUCAAAGAAUAUCUUCUAUUAAUGAAAAGGAUUUGUUGUUAAUUUUUUUAAGAAAUAAAUUGUGAUGAUGAUAAUAUUUUCAAUACAUUCUUUAUAGCUGAUCAUUCCUGCUCAGGCUCAAAUCUACAACCAAACAUCCCCAAAUAAUAAAAUUCCUUUUUGUGAUAUAUUUUACCAAAGUAAUGAUAUUGACAAUCUGUGCUCUAUUGGGGUAAUUUUCAUCACUUUGAUUUUUGCUUCUUAUUUCUUUACAGCACUUUUACCUUGUUUUUCCUGCACAUGCUUUAUAAACCAAAGAGUGAGCAUUUUUUUUCUUUUUUUUAUAUGCGCAUACUUUGUUCAUAUCAAAGGAGAAUGGUUUUGGCGUCAUUACUCUUGAUAUUAACAAUUAAAGAGCAGAAAUUUGUGAACACA